AAAACACACUUCUUUAGGGCUCUGUACAACGGACUUCUUUUCCCAGUAGGCUUUGCGGGAAGCGUGUUUGGAGGAGGUCAUACAAUGGUUGUUUGCUAGCAACAGUCGCUGUGCAUCACCGAAGACAUGGAUUUGAAUCAGUAAAAUAAAUAUACAUGAUCACAAAAUGUCUGUCCUGACUCUACCUGAUGAGACUGCUGGUGAUAUUCCUGUCCGGGACAUCACUUUAAAUCUGAGCGCAGCAGGCAUACCAAUUUUAGAGAAAGAGGCACUGCUUUCCCAAAAUGCCAGAGCCAGACAAACUGUGGCGAAGAUCAGCCGAGAGGAACUGGAGGACCAAUAUCUGCGCAUGCAGGAGGAAAACCUCCUACUUAAACAACACUCACGCAAACAGGAAGACAAAAUCAAGCGGAUGGCUACGAAGCUGAUCCGCUUGGUGAAAGACCUUAAGCGAGUGGAGCAGGCUUCAUCAGCAGGCCAAGUAAUAGCAGGUCGGAAUGUUGAGAUGGAGGAGAUGAUUGAAGAGCUUCAAGAGAAAAUUCGUGACCUGGAGAAGCAAAAUGAGGGACUCAAGCAGCGAUUGCUCACAGCGAAGCAGCAGAUUCAGACUCAGAGUCGUAGGCCAACCCCAUACAGUCAUAUUCAAUCCCGUGUUAAUUCUGGACUGCGCAGAAUUCGGGAGGACAUGCCAUUACUGCCUCAGCAGCCAAUAACACCAAGAGGAGGAACUAGACAUGUGGAAGGGGAAACGAGCAGCAGACCCCCACAGGGACUUUUACCUCGCUAUGGACACAGUCUUCUGGAUGAUGCUCGUUCAGAGAUACGUAAUCUUGAGAAUGUUAUAGAAAUGCAGAAGGCCCAGAUGGAAGAGAUUGAGAGAAUAACAGAGAUGUUGAGGGAGCAGCUGCAGCUUAAGGAGAGAGAGUAUGAGGAGUCUCUCCUACAGCUAAAAGAGCAGCAGACCACUGGCCAGAGGUCGAACAUUAAUGACAAUGUGGAGAUGAUAAAGCUGCAGAAACAACUGGCUGAUAAAGGAAACUCUUUUACUGUGUUGGAGGGAAGAUUCCUUCAACUACAAGAGAGCCAGAAGACCCUGAAAGCUAGCCAUGACACAGCGAUGGUUAAAUUGGAUGAGCUGACAGGGCAGCUGAAAGAUGAGAGGCUGAAGAGUCUGGGCCUAGAAAAGCAGUUACAAACUAAAAUGCUGCAGGAGAGGAGGACUUCAGAGUUGCUUGAGCAAAUUCAGGAUUUGGAGAAGGAACGAGACUUGCUUAAAGAGAACUGUGACAAGUUAAUGAACAGUGCCUUUGACGUUAGUCAGGAACAGAAGUGGAAGACAAGAGAGCAGCAGCUUAAACUGCAGAUCGCUCAGUUAGAGAUGGCACUGAAGUCUGAUCUCACUGAUAAAAACCAAAUUCUGGACAAGAUUAAGACAGAGAGAGAUUUAAACGAGAAGCUGAGCAAUGAGAAUAAAGAAAUUCGACGCAGCUAUCUGGAACAGAAGCAGCAGUUAGAUGAAAUAAAAGAUCGCAUGAAGUUCUUUACAAAGGAGAGUGAAAUUGAUGCUGCUGAACUCAGUGAAGCGCUGAUGCUCAUAAAGGUGCGUAAAACGCAGAAGAACGGAGAGUUGGGUUUCCUGGAAAAAGUAGAUGAGGAGGUUCAAAUAGAUGCCGAACGCUCACUGAAGGAACUCCAAGCCACUUAUGCUGAAACUGUCCAAGAGCUAGAGAAGACAAGAAACAUGCUCAUCAUCCAGCACAAGAUCAAUAAAGAUUACCAGGCUGAAGUUGAAGCAGUGACACAAAGGAUGAACGAUCUGCAACUGGACAAUGAACUUAAACAGGAGAAACUGGCUCAGCUCUUGGAUAUGAGAGCUGUUAAAAUAAAGAAACUUGAAGCCCAGUUGAAAGACAUUGCCUAUGGUACCAAGGCCCACGUCUUUCGACCUGACAUCACAGAUGAUGAUGCAGCUGACGAAUUCGAUGAAUCGGUACACCUGGCUAGAGGAGAGAACCUUCUGGAGAUUCACCUUGGAACUGCACGGUUUAAUUCUCAGGCUCUGGACAGUCUGGGGGACAAAGACCCCUCCACCUUUUGUACUUAUGCCUUUUAUGACUUUGAGCUGCAGUCCACUGCUGUAGUACGAGGGCAGCAGCCAGUUUAUGAUUUCACCACCCAAUACCUUGUAAAGGUGGAUGAUCUCUUCCUGCACUAUAUCCACAGCAGCUCCAUCACUGUGGAAGCACAGGUGGCCGAGUUUAUGUCUUUCCGCACCGUAGCCAAAGGACAGAUACGGCUGAGUCAGGUGCUGGAGAGGGAUGGGAAAGUGUUUGGCACCAUGCAUCUCGUAGGAGUUAGUGAUGAUAUUCAAGUUUUUGGCACUCUGGACUAUUGGCUCAGACUGAGGGUUCCUAUGGAACAAGCUAUUCGUCUGUAUAAGGAGAGAGUGAAAGCUCUGGGUUAUCUCAGCUCCAGUGUUAAAGACCAGAACCAGGCUUCAUCUUCCCCACUCUCUAGCUCUUUGAUUAAGGAUGGGAACCUAAAUGAACUCUACAUUACAAUACGUUGUUGCAGUAAACUAAAAUCCAGGGGACCUCAUACACAGCCCAGUCCAUAUGUCAUUUACAAAUUUUAUGACUUCCCUGACCAUGAUACACCAAUCGUUCCCUCCACCAAUGAGCCACAGUUUGAGGAUCACAUGAUUUUUCCCUUGACCAUGAACUCUGACCUUGAUGCAUAUUUGAAAGCAGAGGCUUUAACCCUGUAUGUGUUUGAUGACCUGGAUUUUGAGAAUCAGCUCUACCUGGGCAAAGCCAAUGUGCCUCUUAUAUCUCUAGCUCAUGAUAAGGCCAUCACUGGAACAUUUGAGCUAACAGACCCAACUGGUGCUCCUAGUGGCUACAUAGAUGUGACUCUUAAAUGGAAGUUUACAUACUUGCCUCCUUCUGGGUUGGUAUCAACAGCAGAGCAGGCCAGGUUUAUCACCAAAGAGGCUCCAAAGAUUACAACUCAUCAGGAAUCUGCAAAUGUGAAUGCAGUCAAAGUGAAUGAAAAGGUUCCUGCUAUGACCCCGAUGCCGAAGCCCAGAUUGCGUACCCUUACAAAACCAGCUGUUAAAAAUGUUUCAUUCCUAAAUGUGACAGAGCCUGAAAUUCAGAAAAAAGGAACUGCUCCCCCCAGUGGUGAUCAGGAGAUGAAGCCCUCUACUGUUAUUACUUCAAAGGAGACUGUCAGAGCAGUUGAGAAAGGCCAAUCCUCUACAGUUAAUGAGGAAGAUGAAGAUGAAGAGUCCCAUUUUUCAGAGGGCCAGGUGUUCGCAGUCAGCUCUCAGUCUGUAUCUGAUGACUCUGAGAUCUCUGAGGAGCUGGAAGAGCCAGAGGAUGACAUACAGCCAGCAGAAGGCUCAGAUCUGAGUGAAUCGAUCCUUACAGACAGCGAUGACUGCAUCGUGCCUGCUCAGUCUACCCAGGCCAGGAAACAGCCCUCUGAGAGGAUCCGUGUGGAGAUUGUGUCUCUAAAUCUGAAGCCAGGAUCAAGGGUCUCUGUGGACUCUAGUGUGGUCAGGCUGUUUGUGGAGUAUAAUUUCCUGGACCUCCCUUUAGAGGAAACGCCGAUGUCAUUGCCCAAACCGCUGCCUGGACAUAGUAUCUACUACAAUUACAGCCACGUGAUCCAUGUGGAUGUGGAGAAUAACCAGGCCAGACGUCACAUGCUUAGAGCAGUACUAGAAGGCAGGAACAGAAAGCUGGAGAACAUCAGGUUCACAGUAUUAAGUGACCCGCCUGAGGAAGAAGAGCAAGAAAAGGAGUGUGAGGAUGUGGGCGUGGCCUAUUUUCGGAUUUCUGACAUUCUGAAGAAGCAGAAGGACCUGAUAGACAUCAGUCUAGACAUUGUGGAUGUACAGGACAGCACUGAAGUAGUGGGGACUCUAAAGGUGACUGUAGAAGCUCUGGAGGCUCUCAGAUCCAUCAUGGAGGAUCCAGACCAUGAUCACUCAAAGCUUCAGUUGGAAAGAUAAUUUCAGAGAAACAGCAGUACACAGCCUGAGCUAGUGGGUUUGUUUAGCGAGGUAAAUUUUGGAUCUCACAUGUGUCAUGCAUAAAACCAAGAGGAAAAUGUUGGCUAAAACAACAAUGAUCUCAGUGUGUGACUGCUUUAUUAAUGCAUUACAGGGAUGAUAAAAUGUUCAUCUUAAUAUAUGUUAUUGUAAAUUUUCAUUUUCAUCUAGUAAGGAAAUUAAUAAAAAUAUUCUGCGUCCUCAUAUCUGAGGACACAACAUUGA
Messenger RNA from Silurus meridionalis, 4282 nucleotides. It is a transcript of the gene rpgrip1l, whose product is annotated as RPGRIP1 like. NCBI's taxonomy places the organism in Eukaryota, Metazoa, Chordata, Actinopteri, Siluriformes, Siluridae. The record is from RefSeq and is a predicted model, not a curated record. The transcript has 26 exons. Gene Ontology annotation, biological process: non-motile cilium assembly; retinal rod cell development. The coding region runs from base 167 to 4018 and encodes 1283 amino acids. Gene Ontology annotation, cellular component: photoreceptor connecting cilium.